This is a messenger RNA of Spodoptera litura, 2715 nucleotides long. RefSeq lists its product as uncharacterized. Gene Ontology annotation, cellular component: nucleus. The record is from RefSeq and is a predicted model, not a curated record. Gene Ontology annotation, molecular function: zinc ion binding. Lineage: Eukaryota; Metazoa; Arthropoda; Insecta; Lepidoptera; Noctuidae.
UCAACAUUAUCAAAACUUUGUUUAUUUUGUGUUAAAAAGAUAACAAUAAAACCUAAUUAUUAUUCAAUCAUAUCUAUUUUAGUUUAAAUAUUGUAGUUUCUUAUACACUGACAACAAUAUAAUAAUUUAUUAUAAGCAAAAGUGUUGUUUUGCUGCAAUGGCCUCUGACUCUGAACAAAAUAUUAUUACAAACGUCCAUGAUACAAAAACAAAGAACUUAGAUGCUUGUUGUCGCACUUGUUUGAGAGAUGUUCAAGGCGAUGAUAAUAUGUAUGAUGUAUUUCAAGAAGGACCACAUCAAUUUGAUAUACCUAGAAUAAUAUUUUUGUGUACUACAAUAGAGAUCAGUCAAAGAGACCCCCUGCCAAAGAAAAUAUGUUAUAGUUGCUACAGCUUCCUAUUAAACUAUCAUGAAUUUAGAGACACAGCUAUAUUUGCUGAACAGCAACUGCAAGAACAUAUAAUCAAAACUGUUCUUAUAAAAUCGGAAGAAAACCAUGUUGGAAUAGAAGUCAAAGGGGAACAUAGUCGACAACAAAGUGACAGUUUUAAUUCAAGUUUGAAUGAUAAUAAUUUAGAUUCUGAAAUGACAGUGAAAGAGGAACCACAUCCAUACUCAAAUUUUUCAGCUUUAAGUUCAGAUUUACCAUACGUUAGCCUACCUGAAGAACAGCAAUCCAACUACAUGGUGUCAUGUGAUGUUUGUGAAAAAGACUUCACUUCACUUCAGAAAUUACAAAAACAUAAAAAGCGACAUGAUAAAAGAUACUCUUGUAUUGUUUGUUCUGAAUCAUUUAAUUACAAUUUUAAGUAUAUGGAACACAUGCUGACACAUAGGCCUACUGUAGAUAAACCAUCUGAUGCUGAAACAAGUUCUGAAAUGAAUGCUGAAACAAGUACUGAAAUAAACCACAACAGUGUACAAACACAGACGCUCAAAUGUGACAUUUGUUCAGAAACAUUCAGAUCCGUUAACUCUCUAUCGGCACAUAAAAGAAAACACACUCCGAAAGACAGAGUGCUCUGUUGUUCAAUAUGUGGCCUCGUUUUCAAAAAGCUGUCUCAUUUAAAACGGCAUGAACAGAGUCACAGUAACAACAAGCCAUAUAAAUGUACUACGUGUCAGAAGUCUUAUGGAACCGAAUCUGCGUUUUCUGAUCAUAUGAAUAAGCAUAAAGGAAUAAUGCCUCACUGCUGUCCAGUAUGUAUGAAGUCCUUCACUCAUCUCUCAAGUUUAAAAACCCAUAUAAGAGUUCAUACUAAAAGAAGGCCUUAUUUAUGCCCUACUUGUGGGAAGACAUUUGACUCGAGUACUAAUUUGAACCAGCACCUGAAUAGACAUAAGGGUUUGAAAUCAUUUGCUUGUAACUUGUGUCCUAGGAAGUUUGUCAGUAAAGGCGAGUUAAAAUCCCAUGUGGUAACCCACACCGGUGUGAAGUCCUAUAAGUGUGACGAAUGCAACUCAUCAUUUACUAAGAACAGCUCUUUAACCACACACAAGCUCCGUCACUUGGGCAUCAAGCGCUACCAAUGUGAUGCUUGUCCUAUGAAGUUUACAUGCAAAGAUCAUUUGAAGAGACACAAUAGAAUACAUACAGGAGAGAGGCCCUACAAAUGUGACUUAUGCGAUCGUUCGUUUACUCAGAGCAAUGACUUGGUCAAACAUAAGCGUUCACACCUCGGCAAUAAUUUGUACAAAUGCGUAGAAUGCACACAAAGCUUCAGACUUCUAUCAGAACUUCGACAACACACAUCAGAGCACUUCCUAUCUGCACGACUUGAAGCACUGAAGUUUACUAACACAGACAAUAACAGUCAGCCAGUUGGCAAUAGUCAGCCAGUCGUCGUGAGUCAGGCAAUCGUCAUAAGUCAGCCAGUCGACGUAAGUCGGCCAGUUGACGUAAGUCAGCCAGUUGAAAUAAGUCAGCCAGUUGGCAAUAACGAUUCCAUAACCGUACUACCUCAAAAGCAAGGUCAUGAUGGUGGUGACAAGAGUGAACUAUGAAUAGGGAACCAUAAUUUUUUUCAAUGUCCAUCUUCGGCCAAUUUCAGAUCUGUAGAUUUGUUAUAAUUGAUGAGAGCCCCUCCAAGAGCCCCUCUUUGCUCUACCCACCCACUGUUACCCACUACUGAACUUUAAUUUGUUUUAUUAAUGCAUUCAGUUCUUGUCAUUUGACAAAAUAUAUAUCUUAGUCCCCAUUCGCUCUGGAAUUAUUUUAACGCGCAUUGAAAAGCGUUUAAAUAGAAUAAAUGCCUCGACUAGUGUAUGUACGUCCAGCGCUUUUAAAACGCGAUGCUUUUUAAUAAGCAUUGUUGCAUUUUCAACGCUGGGUUUUGGCCGUUAAAGACUAAAUUGCAUUGCAUUUGUCGCCGGAAAAUAACAAGGACCGUAAGUUUACAAAUUUCCUGCGAAAAUUAUAAACUUCCUUAGAAUUCUAAACAAGAGAUAAAUUGUAUUAUCAUCGACUAAUCAGAGAGCAACUAUCAACAUCAACCAAUUAGAGAGCAGUAUUAUUUGCCGUAUCUUUCUGAAGAUCUAUCUCAUUGGCCGAGUGGUCGCAAGUGCGACUGCCGGGCAAGGGGUCUCGGGUUCGAUACCCGGGUCGGACAAAGUAUUACAGGGGUUUUAAGAAAACUCCGUAGUUAGUAGCACGGAGUUUGGAAUUGUGCCUGGUCCCGGUAUAUGGCAAUAGACUCACCCCCUAUUACAUGGGA